Molecule: messenger RNA, 789 nt
Organism: Leishmania braziliensis MHOM/BR/75/M2904
Lineage: Eukaryota; Euglenozoa; Kinetoplastea; Trypanosomatida; Trypanosomatidae
Exons: 1
Coding region: 1-789 (262 amino acids)
Source: RefSeq, a predicted model, not a curated record
AUGCCGCAGGACAAGCGCCUGAUUGUCACCAAGGCGGUGCUGUAUAAGCUGCAGCGCGUCUGCGCAGAGGAGGGAAGCCGUAGUAGCGGUGGCGCAGACCAGGAAGGCAUCUAUCUCGAGUUCAUCCUGCCUUUCGUCAUCACCACGCAGUGCCCGCAGCUGGUGCGUGGCCACCGCUUCCACUUGCCACAUCGCGUGUACGCCGCCAAUGGGCGAACCACAUGCCUGAUCGUCCCCAAGGUCAUCUCGCAUGACUGCGGUAAAAUCAACAAGCGGCACGGCUACUACGACGCGGUGGUGACGGCCGAAGCAAUCUGCAAGCGUGGCGACGCCGAGGCAACGAAGAGGGCACUCCGCGUCGCGGCCACGUUCAGCCAUUUCGUAGUGGAUUCCCGCAUAGAGGCGAAGCUGCCGAACGCCAUCACGGAAUCGGUGAAGGCUAGCGUCUCCUCAGCAGCUGCGACUUUCAGUUCCGCACCUAACUCGGCAGUGCGCUGCCCGCACAAAAUGAUAACUCCGCUGGACGGCCUCGACGAGCGCGAGACGCUGAGCUUCCGUCUCUCGCAAGGCUCCACCGCAGGGCUGGUGGAAUGGCAUAAACAGGGUCAGCUCCUCUUCCGCGUCGGUCACGGCGGCAUGACGGCCGGUGCGGUGUGCGAGAACGCAAAGGCGUUUGUCGUCUCACUCAAGAAGGAGUUUCCGACGGUGUGGAAGUACAUUCAAGAGUUUUCGCUGGUGUCGAACCGAACAGAGCGAAUCCGUUUCAUGGAGGUGCACAUCGCCAAAUGA